Messenger RNA from Bradysia coprophila, 933 nucleotides. RefSeq lists its product as uncharacterized. NCBI's taxonomy places the organism in Eukaryota, Metazoa, Arthropoda, Insecta, Diptera, Sciaridae. The record is from RefSeq and is a predicted model, not a curated record.
UUGAUAACUGUUCGUGUUGAUCAUCAGAACGAAUUCAAUAAAUUCAAUUUUGUAGUUUCGUACAUACCUAAUUCAGAAUGAAUCCAGCGUCAGCUACGUCCACUUCUGAGGACAGCCCGGCAUACAUUGAUUAUGUAGAAGAACAAGAAGGGCUAAUUGUUGAAUUGCGCGAACUGUAUGAGAAGCUGAAUGGGGAGGUUCAGAUUUUUCGUAACAGUCAAAACAACUCUGACAAAGAACAAGCAAAUGAAACUCAAAUGAAAAUUUGUGCUCUGGAACAGUACAUGGAUCGGUACGCGUCUAAUUACAUUCCGAUUCACAACGACACGGAACGUCAGUCGAACAACAGUGGCCUUUCAUCCGAAGUUAUCGCACACAUUAAACACAUGGACUAUACGGAACAGUUGAAUCGGCUCGGCAAAGAGAUUGUGGUGGAACAGAAAACGUUUCUACAUCUAAAAAAACAACUAUCAACUUUGCAAUUGGAAUUGGCGCAUGAGCUGCUCGCCAGUAUAAACGGCAUCAGUAUUACAAAUGCAUUCGAAUUUGCGUAUGAGUUUGCGCAAUAUGAUUUGCGAAUGAUUGCUGCCGUCGACAAUUUACGCACUCAAUUGAUGGAGGUAGAUGCGGCAUACUAUGAAUAUCACAUUUUUGAUGAAAAAUUCGUGCGUCCGUACGAAUCGGAAGUUUAAGUUUAAGCUUAAUUGGACAAUUACAACUAGCACGACGAUGUUUCACUUUGUACAUGCAAUAUAAACGAGAAUUGACGGCCAAUCGCCCAAAUGAAAGUGUUUUAAGACUGUUUGCGAAUUUUUGUUUUUGGUUGUGUGGCAGUGACGAAAGUGUAAGCUAUUGUGUGUUACUGACCACCCCAUGAGCAGAGAGUAACACGGGAAGAGGUGUUUUAUUGGAAAAGGUGUAAGAGUGGUGAUU